AUGGCGUACCAUGCCGUCCUCCCCUUUACGUCGCCAACCCUUCACUUCCUAUACGAGACCCUUCCUGCAUUAUCUGCGUGCAGCGUGCGCGCCUGCAGAAUAUCUCCUUUCGCUACGUACGCCGCCAGUCUUGUCGGGAGAACGUCCGUUGCAGCUUCCCUCCUCUCGACUUUGUGUCUUUGGGAGUCCAUUGGCAUUGGCUCCAUUGGGUCCAUUGCUGGCCCCUCCGUCUCCGGUCUGCCCAGUAUGGGCCGGGCUGUCACGGAUCAGAUGGAAUGA
Colletotrichum spaethianum is the source of this 279-nucleotide messenger RNA. RefSeq lists its product as uncharacterized. The record is from RefSeq and is a predicted model, not a curated record. NCBI's taxonomy places the organism in Eukaryota, Fungi, Ascomycota, Sordariomycetes, Glomerellales, Glomerellaceae. The transcript has a single exon. The coding region runs from base 1 to 279 and encodes 92 amino acids.